GCCCGAGGCCCCGGCUCCGGGCAAGACCGCCAGGCCCCCGGCCCCCGGCGAAGGAGGAAAGGGCCGAGCCGCUGGCUCCUGGGUGAAGAGUUCGGAGUUGAGUCCGGCCCCGAUGUCCCGGCAGCGCCGCUGAGCCGCAGGGAGGCGGUCCGGCAUCAGCUCCGGGAUUUGGGGAGCCCCGAGAGCUGGAGAUCCUGGAGCCUGAACCAUAAUUGAAUUACUGACUGAGUCUGACUUGCUGUGACCAGACCAGUCUUUCAUUUUUCAAGAGCUCAUCCAGUCAGAGCCGCCAAAAUAGCUGGGCCAGGCAAGAAGCGAAGAAAUCCUGAGCCAGACCCCAUUAGUGACGCAAGCAGCGCUCCUGUGUUGGCCAAGAAACUGAAAAUGGCCGGCACGGCUGAGAACAGGAGGAAACUGGGUUGGAAUCCGGAGGAGGCCACAAACAAGAAGAAACUGAAGGACAAAGUCAACCAAGAGAACAAGGAUGGAAAGACAACUGUCGGUGGUGAGCCCAAGAAAGAUUUGCCAAGCAAUGAGGAUGCAUUGCAAGGGAUAUACAGUAACGAGCUGUUCAUAGACUGGAAACAGAAUGCAGAUGAGGUCAUAGUGAAGCUGAAGCCAGGAGAGGGGAACCUGCAAGUUGAUGAAGUUGAUGCAGCUUUCACAGACACAGGCUGUGUGGUUACACUGCCAGAUGGACGCCAGUGGAGUUGUCACUUCCAUGAAGAGAUUGAGAGUUCAUGCAGCAAACUGCAAUACAAGGAGAAGGGCAACUUCCUCCAGCUUAUCAUGCCAAAGAAGAUUCCUCUGCACACAUGGUCAUCCCUCAUGAAGAAGGGUAAAGAACAGACUGCUGUGAUUCUGCCCAGAAACACUGGGAAGGAGAAGGCUUUGUUCAGUGAAGAAGUCACUGAAGAAGUGAAACCAGGAGGAUCUUCUGACAGCAUUGAGAAGCGGAAAACAAAAGCUGAGCGCAGGCUGAAACGUCCAAUCAACGUGAAGGUGUCGGGAAAGAUGGAAUCGCCUCCCGAACCUGGGGUGAAGCGUACCAUCCAAUGCAAGGAUCCAGGCAACACUUCAACCAUCCCUGAGCCAGUUCCAACACAAACUGUUUUAGUGAAGUCCCCAGAAGGAGUGGAUACUGUUUGUCUUGAGCAGGACAUAAAGUCUGCAGUAUGUCCACAAAGUCUAACAAGUGAACUGAGUACCAGUGAUGCUGAUGGAGGACUGACUGACCCCUUGGUUGAGAAUAAAGUGAAGAGAAAUGGCCGUGGUCCCCAGGGAGACUGGCACAUGGAGGAUAAAAGUGGUACGGUAAAUGCUGCCAGAGCAUCGGCUGAAAAAGCUGAGAUCGAUGUGACUGAGAAAGAGAAACUGCUGCCCAAGAAACAGGAUGUCAGUGCUAUAACAGCUGGUUUUCUCUGUGAGGCUGUGGCAAAGGCUUCAGCUGAUGUAGGUGUUCCUAUGGAACAGAUAGUGAAUGCAGCAGAGGUUGAAACUCUGGAAACUGCUGGAGACAGGAUUGGGGUUUCUGAAACCGCAUUGGAGGAACCUGCGACUCCGAGCCCUUCUCAGCACAAGAACACUAUUGGAACAUCUUUUGGAAAGCAGGUGAACUCUGUUGAAGAAAUAACUGGAGAAAUACUUCCAAUGAAAAGACCUGUGGAAGAUGCUGCUGUACCGCCUAGCUCAGCUGUGGGCAAUACCAGUCAGAAAAAGGAGCAUGCCAAGGAACAAGUUGAAGUUCCAGAUAAUUAUGUGAAUCUGAACUUUGUUAAAUAUGACUCCUAUGAGAAAGGCACAGAUGCUAUGGUGGUGCAUGUAUACGUGAAGGAGAUCUGCAAAUCUGUAUCCAAGGUGCUUUUCCGAGAACAGGAUUUCACACUUAUUUUUCAAACAAGCCAUGAGCCAUUUCUGCGUAUCCACCCUGAGUGCGGACCAAACACCAUCUUCAAAUGGCAGGUUAAAGUUCGGAAUCUCAUUAAUCCAGAGCAGUGCCAGUACACCUUUACAACCUCGCGCAUCGAUAUCAGUUUGAAGAAAAGACAGAAUCAGCGUUGGGGAGGACUUGAAGCUCUAGUGACACAAGGUGCAGUGGGGGGUGCGAAAGUAGCUGUGCCCGCAGGCCCACCUUCGCUGGAUAAGGCACAGCCUGGGAGCAGCCAGCACACACUUCCUCCCAAGGAGGAGCCACGUUCUAAUGAGAAAGAGAAAAUGCGCACAGAGGAGGCCAGCCUUGAGUCAGUGGCAAUCAGGUCUACACCCGACAAUGUGCAGAUUAAGCAGGACACUCUUGUAACGUCGCCCAAGCCCACCUGCAUGGUGACCCCAAUGACUCAUGGCAUUUCCAACACCGAGCACACUGAAGAGGAAGAAGAGGAGGAGGAGAAGAAGGUCUGCCUGCCAGGCUUCACAGGACUGGUCAACCUGGGGAACACUUGCUUCAUGAACAGCGUGAUCCAGUCACUGUCCAAUACACGAGAGCUCCGUGAUUACUUCCAUGAUCGAUGUUUUGAGUCUGAAUUAAAUUACAACAAUCCUCUGGGAACUGGUGGCCGCCUGGCCAUUGGCUUUGCGGUGCUGCUGCGGGCCCUGUGGAAAGGAACACACCAUGCCUACCAGCCAUCGAAGCUAAAGGCUAUUGUAGCGAGUAAAGCAAGCCAAUUCACUGGUUACGCUCAACAUGAUGCUCAGGAAUUCAUGGCGUUUCUGUUGGAUGGCCUCCAUGAGGACCUCAAUAGAAUACAGAAUAAACCAUACACCGAGACCGUGGAUUCUGAUGGGCGCCCAGAUGAGGUGGUGGCAGAGGAGGCCUGGGAACGUCACAAGAUGCGAAAUGAUUCCUUUAUCGUGGAUCUCUUCCAGGGUCAGUACAAGUCAAAGUUGGUGUGCCCCAUAUGUUACAAGGUGUCGAUCACAUUCGAUCCAUUCCUCUACCUGUCCGUUCCCCUGCCACAGAAGCAGAAGUUGCUGACUGUUUAUUUUUUUGCCAAGGAGCCUCAUAAGAAGCCAGUAAAGGUCUUGGUGAGUGUGAGUAAGGAGAAUGCGAGUGCAGCCGAUGUCCUUGACGCGAUCUCCCGCAAUAUGAAAGUGAAAGCUGACACACUACGACUGACGGAGGUUGCAAGGAAUAGGUUCCAUCGGGUAUUUCAAACGUCUCAAUCCCUGGAUACAGUUUCCCCCAGUGACACACUCUUCUGCUUUGAAGUGUUGACUAAGGAUCUUGCAAAGGAGAGGGUGCUUGAAUUGAAUGUACAACAGCGACUGUUAAUCCCUAACAUCCCAAUCAACAAAUGUGCUGCCUGUCAGAAGCCACAGCAGCCUGAUGAAAAGUUGCGGCGAUGUACUAGUUGCUACCGAGUCGCCUACUGCAACCAGACUUGUCAAAUGAACCAUUGGUCAGAUCAUAAAAACCAGUGCAGGGCAGAGAAUAUUGGUUGUCCCUUCAUAAUCAGCGUUCCCGAGUCCCGGCUCACAUAUUCCAGACUCGCACAGCUGCUGGAGGGAUAUUCGAGGUAUUCGGUAAAUGUGUUCCAGCCCCCAUUCCAGCCAGGCCGGAUCUCGCCAGACCCACCACCUUGUAAAGUGGAGAAUGUACAGCCCAGCCCUGGAACUACUACCACCUCUGAGAUAGGUGAUGGAAAGAUACCCCAGGAGCUUCAGCAGAGAGAUAUCAGGCCUGUGCACCGUGCUUAUUUAACCAGCUCUGUUUCUGAGCCCCUGCUGGCUUCUGCUUUCUCAAAGGGGAUGAGUAUGCCAGGUAGAGACAAAGAUUCCAUUCACAGCUACGACUCUGGAUUCUCAGAAAUGCAGCCAUUGUCACAGGAAGACACUGGAUGUGAGAAGGAAACCUCUUACGAAAAAGCUCCGAAGCCCGAAGCUGCAAUCCCUGGUUACCAGCAGCCAGUUGAGUCUGUGCGCUUCCACACGCCACAGUUUUACAUCAAAAUCAUUGACGCUUCAAACAAAGAGCAGAAAAUGGAAGACAAAGGUGAUGCUCCAUUGGAGUUGCCAGACAGCGUCUCUCUGGCAAUGGUAUGGAAAAACAAUGAGAGACAGAAGGAAUAUGUGUUAGUGGAAUCCAAGGAGUUGGAGUAUAUUGAAGAUCCCAGUUCAGCCAAUGAGGCAGCCAGAGCUGGCUACUUCACACUAGAACAGUGCCUGAAUCUUUUCACCAAACCUGAGGUGCUGGCGCCUGAGGAAGCUUGGUAUUGUCCUAAAUGUAAACAGCACAGAGAGGCAUCCAAGCAGUUGAUGCUGUGGUGGCUCCCGAAUGUACUCAUCAUCCAAUUGAAGCGUUUCUCCUUCCGCAACUUCAUCUGGAGGGACAAGAUCAAUGACAUGGUGGAGUUCCCCAUUAGAAAUCUGGACCUGAGCAAGUUCUGCAUUGGUGUGAAGGAUGUCCGACAGCCCCCUGUUUAUGAUCUCUAUGCAGUAAUUAACCACUACGGUGGGAUGAUUGGGGGCCACUACACCGCCUAUGCACGUCUACCCAAUGACAAGAACAGCCAACGCAGUGACGUCGGUUGGCGUCUUUUUGAUGACAGCACUGUCACCACAGUUGAUGAAAGUCAGGUGGUUGCACGGCAUGCGUAUGUGCUGUUCUACCGUCGCCGUAAUUCUCCAGUGGUAAGGCCAUCGCGAACGAGAACUGCCACCCGUGGAACAGAGUGCACAGCUGAAGCAGAAGGAACAGCCUCCCAGGCUUCUAGUCAGGCAGCACGGGGAGCAGAGCAGGAGCCCGAAGAAGCUCCCCAGCUGAGUCCGGACUCGGUGUCUGACUUGUUCACACGUCCUGCGGACCACUGCACUCCAGCCUAUGGAAACGUGGAAGAAGUAGACUGAUGAUUGGUCUGAUCAUGGGGACUGUGUAUAAACUGCAUGUCGCAGCAAGAUGCCUGGCACUUUGGACACAAAAAAAAUCUGUACAACCCCCAACUCAUAAAACUAAUUUAUUCUCCGCCCCUUCCUCCCCCACACCACACCUUCCUUCCCUCUCCCUCUUCUCUGGGUCCUUGAAUUGUAGCCCGUAGAAACGAGGAUUGAUUUGUCUUGGUGCUUUUGUAUUGUUGAUGCCAUUCUGAGGUGAAGAUGCUGCUGAAAUGGGUUUUUAAAGGUGAUGUGAACAAAUAUAUGUGAUGACGGUUCUGCUGCCAUUGUGCAUAUUAUGGAUUAUCAAGUACAUGGAUGCACACUCAGUUGUGGCAAGAACAUCUGCAUCACCCUGUUUGCAGUUGUACCUCUUUUUGAUUUUAGAAUCUCUCUCCAAAUCCACUUUAUGCAUAUAGAAAAAAAGACCUUGGAUGUGUACAGCAUGAUAUCCUGAACCUUAAAAAAAAAGCAAUGGAGAAUUGUUUUUGUGUCGAUUGCAUGUUAAGGUGGUAAGUAAUGAAGGAGGAGCUGUGCCAGGAGUUUCAUGGUGCUCAUCAGCGUCUGUGAGAACCACUGGACUCAUCUCUGGAAUAAUAUGCUUGAUGAGGCAAAUCCUGUUUCUGAAGUGGAGGAUGGUGGUGAUGAGAGGAUGUAUGAAUUGAAUGGUCUUUUGGGUGAGAAUAGUGGAGUGGGUUUUGUUUUUGGCCUUUGUUCUGCAAGCAGUUACGUUUUGCAUAAAAGCAAAUCCCAUCUUUUGAAAAUUGAAAUUUUAUCCAAAGCUCCCUUUAAGGCUCCCACCUUUGUUUGGUCCCGGGAAUCUCUCGUGUUGGAGGCACUGGGCUUUGUGUGCGUACAUGUUUUUCCUCUGCUGCAUUUGGGAUUAAAAAAUGGAUUUUAGGUUCUCACAACAGAGUGGGCUCUGUAUCUGAACGUACCCUCCUGUUAAUUCCUGCAUGUUACAACAAAGAAUGACGAUUACUGUAAAACGUGAAAAUUCAAUUUGGAUCAUUUAAAGAUUCCUUGCAGUGAAAUUACCCAGAAAAUUGAAUUUAUUGUGUCUAGUGUUUUAAAGAUCCUUGCUAGAAGUUGGAAAUUCAUUUCUGGCAUGCCUCAGGUUGUGAUUUGAGGGUGCGAAAUGUACUUGAUUGAAAGCUGCAGCCAUACAAAUUCUUUGUAAAUUUUAGUCUCAGCUGUUUGGAAGAUUAGGAAUGGAAUGAACCUUUUGCAUCCAACAAAGGCCACAGGUUCAGUAGCUCUUCAGUUCUUGCACACUCAAUUGUCAAUCCAAUGUCAUUGCAUUCGAGAUUGGACUUGAGCAGGAAAAGCGUUUGAGGGUAUUAGGAGCUAAUGCCCUCCCUCACCCUCAGACAAAACCAGUUAAACCCACACACCACUGCAUUCUCCCCAAAGCAAUGAACAAUACCUCUCAUGGUGCAUGCACAUCAUUCAUUGCAAUCCAUUUGAUGGUAAGGAAGGGGUUAAACUUUGGCGGAUGAGACAUACCUUGUAAAGAUAGAUCAAGCUGAACCAUUUUACCUUCGGUAGAAGGUGGAGUGUCAAAGUAACUGAGGUUUUUUUUUGUUGGUAGCAAUAAACUUGUCCUUGUGAUUAAUCGUUAACUUUGAUUUAUUUCUCAUAACCCACAGUUGAAGUAGUUGGCAGAAUUACUAGAGAGGAACAAUCAGGGAAUCCCGAGACAUGGAAUAAAUCUAGUACAAGAUCGAAUCUGACACCAGGGCAAAAUAUUCCAGAUACUGCAAAUCUGAUACUUAGCUGGUCUGACAGUGUUUGUGGAGAGAAAAGUGGCCAAUCUUCAAAUUUAUCAUGGAUUUUUCAUCUUUUACAGGUAGACUUUUCAUUUAAGCUGGCAUUCUACUGUAUUCACGUUUCUAAACCACCUCAUGCUCAUAAGGAGACCGGCAGUUAGGUCAACCACAAUAUUGUGAGCUGUAGUCAGGUAAUGUGAUGGUAGCCCCAGUGUGAACAGUCACCAUCUCAAAAGUGAAGAGUAUUCAGGUUUACACUGCUUACUUCCCACCCUAACUGGCAGUCUCAUUAUUUCACACUUAAUCAACAAGUACCUGUUGGGCUUAAUCAUCUAACGCAGCAGAUCACAGCUACAGAACUCAGCUUUGCCAUCCAUUGUAAAUGGUGAACCAGGCGUGUACGUUUUGCUGUUCUGAUAUUGUGUACAAUAUGUGACCCUAUCAUCUACCAGAUCCAGAGUUGUAGGAACUGAAAACUUGUUCAUAAAACCUGGUUUGGUACUAGGGUACCUACUCACUAUCCUGGUGCACUUGUCACCUUAGGUUUUCAGUGCUGUUUGGCUCUCACCAGAAUUCAAAUUUAUCUGAUAUGUUGCUGAAUAGGAAUAGCUAAUGUUACAUCCCUAAUAUCAGUGCAGUGUGAUAAUACAGUUAACUUGAGGGCACUUCUGAAGCAAGGAGUGAAAAGCAGGGAUAUUCCUAGACUUUGUGCAUGUAUUGGGUGAGGUGUUGGGUUGGUUUCGAUUCACUGGUGAGCUUUGGCAUUGUUUCAAAAGACAAGAGUAGUCCCUAAUAAGUUAACCUUUCAAGGAGUGGCAAAAAUAGUCCUCCAACCCUUCAUUCCCCCACUCCAUUCUCUUCCUUCUCCCCCUGCCCCCACUAUAAUGCUCCCCAUGUACCUAUUGCACCACUGACAACUUGCAGCUCCCUGUAGCUUGGAGCAAAUUCCAUUGUAGGAAUGAUCAGUGCCGGGCAAACUAUUAUAUGCUGCAGAACUGUAUUUUUUUGUUUUGGUAAUCAGUCAGAAAGGACUCCCGGUAUCAGUUCAGCAGAGAAAAUGUUUUAACCUGUGGCUAGAUAUCUUUUGUAGCUUUUGUCGGAUAGUAACAUAAUCAUCAUCUCCUACAUGGAUUCCACGCGGAUGCAGCCCGUGAUGAGAGCAGUUUUUAAAUGUUGGUGUGUGACCAGCUCUUUCUCAUAUGCAUCAUCCUCCUCACAAUGGUGAACAUUUGUCCUUGACAGCCUCCAUUUGAUAAGUUCACUCUAAGGCAAGGUUUAGCUUUUUUGCACAGUCUUGUACUUGUGUCCCGAAAUACAUUGUUUAGUUCCUGAAUGUAUGGCCUCAUCUUUCAGCUGAAGAGAGAGACUCAAUUGAAAACCUCAUCAGUCAUUUGGAAGGUACACAGUUCACAUCACCUUUAAGCAAAUGUUUGUGUGUGAAUUGCUGAAUCACAGGCUGAUUUGGCAUUUUUUUCUUUCUUUUCUGAUAUUAUUUGCUCUAAAGACCCUAAUUCUUGCUUUAUUGAGUUGCUUUCCUAUUGAAUGAUUGAUUGAAAUGUAUUUGCCAACAUAUACUGCGUACGAAACUCCAGUGGGGGGCCUUGGAUUCGGUCUCAGUGUUCAGACCUAGUUGGUGCACGCAUUCUGUUUUGGUGCUUGGGGCCAGUGGAUCCAUUUAAGUCUAGACUUGGUGAGGUUAUCGAUUGGAUGGAGGGGCCGUAUAAAUCUGUACAGAGCUCAUGACCUGAACUGGUCUGGGCUGAGUGGCACGUAUUGAAUUUGUCCAUUCCCACCAACUCCCCCUCAGGAUGCUGACAACAUUUGACUAUCCUGGAGAAGGUAUCUGAACCACUGCACUCUGUGGUGAAGGUGCUGUCACAGUGCCAAUAGCCCUGAAGUUCCAAGAAAUGACUGUCUCCCCUUUCCACUGAGCUAGGGAAAGCAUUCUGAAUAUUCCAUGUGCUGCUGCAUGGACAUGACAACUUGGUGAAAACAUAUUGGGACUCGAUUGUGGUUUGAUCACCAUUCUCCUAUUUCUCUGACCUUGCUAGUCACUUAUAGUCAUUGAAAGCCUUCCUGAAUAAUCAUUCAUGUUGAGGCAGCAGCUUUUGGGGGAAGAGGGCAGAUGACAAGGCAGAGUGGGGUUGGUGGAGUGGAGUCAGUCACUGUGGAGUUAUAAUGCCAGCUGAACUCCAUUUCAGUGGGUUUGUUCACAAUAAGGGACAGUGAAUGAGAUGCAACCUGCUUUCCUUUGGUUCUAAUUUUUAAAAAUGCACAUUCACUUGUGUUAUGCUGUAAUCACAGUUACAGAGCACCUUUUCAAUCUUUUUUGUCCCCUGAAGACAGGUGACAGAUACUGGGGAUAGUUCACAGCAAAGGACUGGGCCAAUACUGACACUGUUCCUGAAGUGCUACUUUUUUUUAAAUCUAACUAAAACGUUUCAAUUUGAGUUCUUUGAAAAGGAAAAUGAAACUUUGUGGGCUUGGUUUGUGUCUCUCUUGCCUCCCCCACCACCCACUGGACUUUUAUUAUCGGUUUUCCCUGCCCAUGCUUGUUCUCUUUAUCAUAAUCCCCCCCCACCACCACCACCUUCUUUGUUUUGUCAUUUUCAAUCUGUCACUUACACUCUGUUCCCUGGUUUUCAAUCUUCCACCCAUCCCACUCAUGCCUUCUGAUUUCGGAUUUCCCCUCAAAUCCAGCCCCAACUUUGUUGCAAUCUUUGUUUUCUGUCACUGUCUUUUAAAACAAAUUUGUUGUGAAAGUGAAAUGUUUGCAUUUCAGUUUGUUAAUUUUACCUGAAUUAAAAACAAGACAGUUUCGUUUUUGUC
Messenger RNA from Chiloscyllium plagiosum (whitespotted bambooshark), 9467 nucleotides. The record is from RefSeq and is a predicted model, not a curated record. Lineage: Eukaryota; Metazoa; Chordata; Chondrichthyes; Orectolobiformes; Hemiscylliidae.